UCCAGAGCGCUCGGUGAGAGAAAGAGAAAGAGCGAGAGCAAUCACAUCAUGACGCUUUAUCAUACACAUCUAUUUCCCCAACUGACGCUGUCGUGAUAACAUCGGACAUUUACUGACAGACGGCUCUUUAGAUGGCUCCGUAGGUACUACUAACGUAUUCUGAAACAUGGCUUUACCUGACAAUGCUAUUAGCCGUCCUGUCGAGGACCUGUCCUUCCCUGAAAUCAUUGAGCUGAACGUGGGGGGUCAGGUGUAUAUCACACGCGUCUCGACUCUGACCAGCGUGCCGGACUCGCUCCUGUGGGAGAUGUUCAGUCAGAAGAGCACCAGCAGCCUGGCGCGAGACACCAAAGGUCGCUUCUUCGUGGACCGAGACGGAUUCCUGUUCCGUUAUAUUCUGGACUACAUGCGAGACGGUCAGCUGGUGCUCCCGGAGCACUUCCCCGAGCGAGGCCGUCUGCAGCGAGAGGCCGAGUUCUUCAACCUCCCCGAGCUGGUGAAGCUGCUGGCCCCCAAGCUCACGAAGCAGAGCUCUCUGGGGGACGAGGGCUGUCAGAGCGACCCCGAGGAUCCCUCGCCCGGGGCCGACGUCGCCCGCAGCCUCGGGGCCGCUCCCUGCUCCAGCGACGGAAAGUGCUCCGGCUUCAUCACCAUCGGCUACCGGGGCUCCUACACGCUCGGCCGAGACAGCCAAACAGACGCCAAGUUCAGACGCGUGGCUCGGAUCAUGGUGUGUGGGAAGACCUCUCUCGCUAAGGAGGUUUUCGGGGAAACGCUGAACGAGAGUCGCGACCCCGAUCGCCCUCCAGAGCGCUACACGGCACGCUUUUACCUAAAGUUUACUUUCCUGGAGCAGGCUUUUGACCGGUUGGCGGAUGCCGGCUUCCACAUGGUGGCCUGUAACUCCACAGGGACCUGCGCCUUCGCUCACGAGCAGACUGACGACAAAAUCUGGACCAGCUACACCGAAUACGUAUUCUUCCGUGAGUGAUCUUAACCCCUGCCUCCCGAGCCAGAGAUCAUGUAGAAGCUUCUAGAUCACGUCCAUCAG
Messenger RNA from Carassius carassius (crucian carp), 1051 nucleotides. RefSeq names its product potassium channel tetramerisation domain containing 12b (gene kctd12b). The transcript has 2 exons. Lineage: Eukaryota; Metazoa; Chordata; Actinopteri; Cypriniformes; Cyprinidae. Gene Ontology annotation, biological process: regulation of G protein-coupled receptor signaling pathway; protein homooligomerization. Gene Ontology annotation, molecular function: protein binding. The record is from RefSeq and is a predicted model, not a curated record. The coding region runs from base 167 to 991 and encodes 274 amino acids.